GGCUGGCACCGACUGGAGCGGGCGCCGGCCACGGCGGAGCGAUGAUCCGCCGGGAAGACACUGAACGGGCAGUGGAAAUUCUGACCAGAUACCAAAGCACCCUGCGGUCCCCGGAGGAGCAGGAGCUAAAAGCCUCCAUUGGAAAAGUCUCACACAUCUUCCAAAGUGAACUCUUCCAGGCUCUGCUGGAUAUCCAUGAAUUCUAUGAUUUCACGCUGCGUUCCACACCCCUGCAGCCUCCCAGCCCAGAUGCACGUCACAGCACAGCCAUACAGCAGCACGGGGUCAGCGAGCCCAAUGCCGCAGUCACACCCAGAGAGCCCCAAAACCUCCCCGAGGAUCCAUCCUGGGACAGUGAGCAGAGGCUUCCUGCAGGGCCUGGGGACAGCACGCCAGGGACACCGCCACGGCUGGUGAGGGUGACGGCACGGACGACGGAGGCACCAGCCAGCGUCUGCAGCCUGGUGCUUGGCUCUCGCAGCGCCCUGCCCCAGGCCAACCCUGUUCCCAUUAUCGUGAACACAGACUCGCUGGAACAAGGGCUCUCUGUGAACGGCAGCGAUGGGAUGUUCAAAUACGAGGAGAUUGUCUUGGAAAGGGGUAACUCUGGCCUCGGCUUCAGCAUAGCGGGAGGAAUCGACAACCCCCACAUUCCAGAUGACCCAGGUAUCUUCAUCACCAAAAUCAUCCCCGGGGGAGCAGCAGCCAUGGAUGGCCGUCUGGGGGUGAACGACUGCGUGCUGCGGGUGAAUGACGUGGACGUCUCCGAGGUGGUGCACAGCAAAGCUGUGGAGGCCCUGAAGGAAGCAGGCCCUGUGGUGCGGCUCGUGGUGCGCCGCCGGCAGCCCCCGCCAGAGACCAUCAUGGAGGUCAACCUGAUGAAGGGCCCCAAAGGACUGGGGUUCAGCAUCGCAGGGGGCAUCGGGAACCAGCACAUCCCCGGGGAUAACAGCAUCUACAUCACCAAAAUCAUCGAGGGAGGCGCUGCCCAGAAGGAUGGGCGCCUGCAGAUUGGGGACCGGCUGCUUGCGGUGAAUAACACGAACCUGCAGGAUGUACGGCACGAGGAGGCAGUGGCUGCCCUGAAGAACACCUCCGACAUGGUGUACCUGAAAGUGGCCAAGCCUGGCAACAUCCACCUCAACGACAUGUACGCGCCCCCCGACUACGCCAGCACCUUCUCAGCCUUGGCUGACAACCACAUAAGCCAUAACUCCAGUCUGGGCUACCUGGGCAACGUUGAGAGCAAGCCUGCCUACUCAGUCCCUCCCCAGGUGACGCCAUCCCGGUACUCGCCGAUCCCACGGCACAUGAUCGGGGAUGAAGACUUCACCAGGGAGCCCCGGAAAAUCAUCCUGCACAAAGGCUCCACCGGCCUGGGCUUCAACAUCGUCGGGGGGGAAGAUGGCGAGGGGAUCUUUGUGUCCUUCAUCCUGGCCGGAGGCCCUGCCGACCUCAGUGGGGAGCUGCGGAGGGGAGACCGCAUCCUCUCGGUGAACGGCGUGAACCUCCGCAACGCCACCCACGAGCAGGCGGCGGCGGCGCUGAAGCGGGCGGGGCAGACGGUGACCAUCGUCGCGCAGUACCGGCCCGAAGAGUACAGCCGCUUCGAGUCAAAGAUCCACGACCUGCGAGAGCAGAUGAUGAACAGCAGCAUGAGCUCUGGCUCCGGCUCACUCCGGACAAGCGAGAAGAGAUCUCUCUAUGUCCGAGCCCUGUUUGACUAUGACAGGACCAGGGACAGUUGCUUGCCCAGCCAGGGGCUCAGCUUCUCUUAUGGGGACAUCCUGCAUGUCAUCAAUGCCUCCGAUGAUGAGUGGUGGCAAGCCAGGCUUGUCACGCCCCACGGCGAGAGCGAGCAGAUCGGGGUCAUCCCCAGCAAGAAAAGGGUGGAAAAGAAGGAGAGAGCGCGGUUGAAAACGGUGAAGUUCCACGCCAGAACUGGCAUGAUUGAGUCCAACAGGUCGAUCAAAACGAAACGUAAAAAGAGUUUCCGCCUCUCUCGAAAGUUUCCAUUUUACAAGAGCAAAGAGAACCUGGCCCAGGAGAGCGGCGGACAGGAACAGGGCGUGACAUCAAACACCAGUGACAGCGAGAGCAGUUCCAAAGGACAAGAGGACGCUAUCCUGUCAUACGAGCCGGUGACGCGGCAAGAAAUUCACUAUGCGAGGCCGGUGAUCAUCCUGGGGCCGACAAAGGACCGAAUUAACGAUGACCUCAUCUCUGAAUUCCCACACAAGUUUGGUUCCUGCGUGCCACACACUACCAGGCCUCGGCGUGAGAAUGAGGUGGAUGGACAAGACUACCACUUUGUCGUAUCCCGUGAACAGAUGGAGAAAGACAUCCAGGACAACAAGUUCAUAGAGGCUGGACAGUUCAAUGACAAUCUCUACGGGACCAGCAUUCAGUCAGUGCGGGCAGUGGCAGAGAGGGGGAAGCACUGCAUCCUGGAUGUGUCUGGCAAUGCUAUCAAGAGGUUGCAACAAGCACAACUUUAUCCCAUUGCCAUUUUCAUCAAACCAAAAUCCAUUGAAGCUCUCAUGGAGAUGAACCGGAGACAGACAUACGAACAGGCCAACAAGGUCUUUGACAAAGCCAUGAAACUUGAGCAAGAGUUCGGAGAGUAUUUUACAGCCAUCGUACAAGGAGACUCUCUUGAAGAGAUUUACAGCAAAAUCAAACAGAUCAUUGAGGACCAGUCCGGGCACUACAUCUGGGUCCCAUCCCCAGAGAAACUCUGAAGAUGUCCCUCCCCUGCUUCCCAGUGAGCAGAAGAUCUCCGAAGUCCCACCCCACCCAAGCCCUCUGCCCCAAGGGGGGAGGAUAUGAAAACUAUUCCUGCCCCCUUUUUUUAGAUCGUCGCAAAAUUGAGUUUUCUAGUCCUGUUUCUUUUGUUGGGAUGAAUUCAUCUCGUUCAUCACGUGACUGUUCCCACCGUUCCUGCAUGGACCUUCCCACUGCUCCAUUAGAGACAGAUGAGAACCCAUUCAAGGUCGUUUUUUAUUAUUAUUAUUAUUAUUAACGAAACCAUGAAUCAAGAUGGGAGGAGGCGGCUAAGGACUAAUGUAAGAAACAAAUGAAACAACGGACUCUGAGCACAUAAGCUAGUAUCAGCGCUCCAGGGGCAUUUUUUCCAAGUGUGACUGUCUAGCAGCUCUGAACAGUGCGACAGAAAAGCAGCAAAAAGCAUUUUAUUUAUCUGUAUAUGUAAUUUAUAUAUAAUAUAGAG
Messenger RNA from Gavia stellata (red-throated loon), 3229 nucleotides. It is a transcript of the gene DLG3, whose product is annotated as discs large MAGUK scaffold protein 3. Bases 42 to 2741 code for a protein of 899 amino acids. The record is from RefSeq and is a predicted model, not a curated record. NCBI's taxonomy places the organism in Eukaryota, Metazoa, Chordata, Aves, Gaviiformes, Gaviidae. The transcript is spliced from 24 exons. Gene Ontology annotation, molecular function: kinase binding. Gene Ontology annotation, biological process: chemical synaptic transmission. Gene Ontology annotation, cellular component: neuromuscular junction; neuron projection; postsynaptic density membrane.